Messenger RNA from Oryza sativa Japonica Group (Japanese rice), 1330 nucleotides. Lineage: Eukaryota; Viridiplantae; Streptophyta; Magnoliopsida; Poales; Poaceae. The record is from RefSeq and is a predicted model, not a curated record.
AUUAGCCACAGCCCACAAGCCUUCGUCCCCACCCGACAGCGACGUCACCAAACCGCGCCACCACCACCACCACCCGCCGCCGGAGCAGCGCCUCCUCCUCCUCCUCGCGCCAGUAUAAAUCCGGCCUCCCCCUCGCCGUGCCACUCACUCAUCCACCACCCAAAGACAAAGCAAGCAAGUACAGUAGCCAUGGCGAAGCAUCUCGCGCUGUCCGUGGCCGCCGCGGUGGCCGUGUCGUGGCUGGCGGCGUCGUCGGCGGCGGCGGCGGGGUUCUACGAGAAGUUCGACGUGGUGGGCGCCGGCGACCACGUGAGGGUGGUGAGCGACGACGGGAAGACGCAGCAGGUGGCGCUGACGCUGGACCGGAGCUCCGGGUCCGGGUUCACCUCCAAGGACACCUACCUGUUCGGCGAGUUCAGCGUCCAGAUGAAGCUCGUCGGCGGCAACUCCGCCGGCACCGUCACCUCCUUCUACCUCUCCUCCGGCGAGGGCGACGGCCACGACGAGAUCGACAUCGAGUUCAUGGGCAACCUCAGCGGCAACCCCUACGUCAUGAACACCAACGUCUGGGCUAAUGGCGACGGCAAGAAGGAGCACCAGUUCUACCUCUGGUUCGACCCCACCGCCGACUUCCACACCUACAAGAUCAUCUGGAAUCCCCAAAACAUCAUAUUCCAGGUGGACGACGUGCCGGUGAGGACGUUCAAGAAGUACGACGACCUGGCGUACCCGCAGAGCAAGCCGAUGAGGCUGCACGCGACGCUGUGGGACGGCAGCUACUGGGCGACGAGGCACGGCGACGUCAAGAUCGACUGGAGCGGCGCGCCGUUCGUGGUGUCGUACCGCGGGUACAGCACCAACGCGUGCGUCAACAACAAUCCCGCCGGCGGGUGGUCGUCGUCGUGGUGCCCCGAGGGCACGUCGGCGUGGAUCCACCGCGAGCUCGACGGCGCCGAGCUCGGCACCGUCGCGUGGGCCGAGCGCAACUACAUGUCCUACAACUACUGCGCCGACGGCUGGCGCUUCCCCCAGGGCUUCCCCGCCGAGUGCUACCGCAAGUGAUUUUGAACUCGAUCGAUUCAAAUCCUCCUCCAUUGAUGAGUUCUUGGCAAUGAUUUGUAAUUGCUUCUUGUUCUUGUUUUCGUCUUCGUCUUCGUCUUCUUCUUCUUGAUCCAUGUACAUUUUGCCAUCCAUUCGUUCUCCAUUUGUUACAGUUACAGAGACAGGUUGAUGGUGAAUUACUAUUGCCGCCAAUUUUUUUCUUCUUCUUGUUACUCGAUCCAAUUAUUACUACUAGAGUUCAUCUUGCACAGUUGGGCGGUGUGAAAAA